This is a messenger RNA of Sparassis crispa, 699 nucleotides long. RefSeq lists its product as hypothetical. Lineage: Eukaryota; Fungi; Basidiomycota; Agaricomycetes; Polyporales; Sparassidaceae. The record is from RefSeq and is a predicted model, not a curated record. Bases 1 to 699 code for a protein of 232 amino acids. The transcript is spliced from 4 exons.
AUGUGGCCUACCACUUGCGUAGGGCACCAGCGAUGUGCAAGGCGGCUGGAACUCCUUCCAGACGGAUUUCCCACCUAUGCUGCACUCGUGUCUGCGUGGCAUACAUAUCUCACAGAGGAUCGAGCCCGCACCUCUGGUAGUUUGUACAGCGAAGUCACCGAGAGAUGCAGAGCAUCCGAAUUCUCGCGCGCAAUUCUUGACACAGCCUCUCUAGCAAUUCAGGCGCGCGACGCGCUCAUCGAAGCGAUCGAUGGCAAGGUCAUCGAUCUGUCCAGUAUAGGCCGGAACGACGUAAAGGUCGUGUUUUACUUCGACGGGGCAGACGACACUCUUUUCAAAGCAAGGCACCUCAACAGCGGAAUACACCUUCACCCCUUCUGCACGUGCCUCGCCCGUAUCUCAGUCUCCGCUCUGCUCACGGUCUUUCUUUCGACGGACGCGGACAUCGCGCCAUUGCCCCCUGUGAGCGGGCCAUUCAUUGCUGGGUCGUUCCGGCAGGCCCCGAUUACGGAGACGCCUUUCGACUGCUCGCCCGCGUUCCCUCUUCGCGCGGCCACGCUGACACUCCAGGACAUCACGUCGCUUCACUUCCUUGCGCAGUUCGGGCGCCCUCUGUUCUGGACUCUACUAGGUACCGGUAUUCUGUCCGGCAGGAUCGUGAGUGUGUUACAUCUGGCUACCCCUCCGAGCCGUUACUAG